Parascedosporium putredinis is the source of this 2007-nucleotide messenger RNA. NCBI's taxonomy places the organism in Eukaryota, Fungi, Ascomycota, Sordariomycetes, Microascales, Microascaceae. The record is from the annotation of a GenBank genome assembly.
AUGAUUGUGUCUAAACAUGCAGCAGAGCUCUGCGCCCUGCUUGUCAAUGACACCUUUGGCGAACUUCCCUCGCGUGUUAUCGAAGCCCUCCUCCAAAGGGGACCCAGUCGCAUGCCCCAACUCUUCGAACGAACCGGCCUACACCCUCCUCAAGUGCGCCAUGGCCUUGCUGUACUGAUUCAGCAUAACCUCGCAUAUUAUAACGUCAAUAAAGACACGAAAGUCACAACGUACGAAGCAAAUGUCCAUUCCUGCUACAACAUCCUACGCAUAGGCCGAAUCGUAGACCUUGUGGGGCAACAGUAUGGGGAGGCGGAGCAAGAGGUCGUCCGAAAUCUAUUUUCCCUAGGUUAUGUGCAGAUUGCCGAUCUUGCCCAAGCCUUUGGCGGUCAUGGAGGCGGCGCGGCAGCCCCUGCCACCAAUGGGAACGGCGAAGCUCAUACUGAAGUCGGGAUGAACGGCAACAGCAACGGCAACGGCGUGGUGUCCAAUAAACCAGGGUCUACGAUACAAUCCGUCUUUCACCUUCACGAAGUUAUCGGCCGCCUGAUACAGUUCGAAAUCCUUGAAGUUGUCGACGCUGAAUCAUUCGCCAAUCCCGAAACCGUAUAUGCCGAGAUUGAACAAGAAUACACCAAGAAGGCGACAACUGCCAAAUCUCUCAAGGCUAAGGAAGACCUUGGGCGAGAGAAGGCCGGCAUGCUGCGCGCUGCUAGAGAUCGUGGCAAAGUUCUAAAGCGUAAACUCGACGCUGAAGAUGGUUUCCCAAGCUCCAAGAAGAGAAAACUGGUUAAUGGAGAGGCCAAUGGGACCCCGGCGCCUUCAAGCACGAAGAGGCGGGUUUUGGAUUCUUCUACCGUUCUGCGGAUAAACUACGAAAAGUGUCUCGUUGAUUUGAGAAAUGACAGGCUUGGCCGGUUCGCCGCUGAUGUUAUUGGCCAUACGACUUCCGAAGUGUAUAGGGCACUCUUGAGACUUUCCACCACAAAACUAUCGCGCUGUAAAGAGGAUUCAAAGAUUGACGGUGCCUACAGUGACAUGUUUGAUGACGGAGCCAAGGAUGUCACCAUCACCACCCUAGAAAUACUCGAGAGCCUCGAUCCUUCGAUCAAUCUAGCGACCGACAUUGGACGGGUCGGCAAGAGCAGUGUUGACCCUCAUAUCGGUGACCACCUACUGCAAAUGGCCGUCAUCUCUUCUACCGAAGAUGCUGAGCUCGGCCUUCAGGGUGGGCCGGUCAAACCCUCUCGGAACGGACACAUCACCGAUGACGAGCUGUAUUCAGAUGACGAACCCGCCCCGAUAAAGGCUAGCAACGGGCAAAAUGGUUCCAGCAACGGCCACGUCAAAUUUGAAAAUGUGCCGAGUACCGGCGAGCAGAGGGUUGAGCUUCUCCGCCGCCACUUGUUUCUCUGCGAGAGCAAGCAUCGGUUUGCAAGGUACUGCGGUACGCUAGGUGAAGGCCAGUGGGCUAUCGACUUCGACGUGGUCAUGGAAGCCCUCCGCCAAGUGGAGCUGGAUUCCAUCAUCGAGCAGAUGACAGGUCGGCGGGGUCUACGGUUAACCCGAAUUCUAAGGCAGUUCGGUCGGUUGGACGAAAAGGUCGUGGCUGACAAGGCCCUCAUGAAGAAACCCACAUUGCAGGGCAAGAUGGCGGAGCUUCAAAAGUCGGGCUUCGUCGACGUCCAGGAAGUGCCUCGCGAUAAUAAUCGCGUCGCUAACCGCACCAUGUUUUUCUGGUACUAUGAUGCCGAUCGAACGUGCAGGCAGCUGCCGGAUAGGCUAUACAAGAUGAUGCUCCGGUGCUUGCAGGUUCUCGAAGUAGAAAGGCACAAGGUCAAGGAUAUCCUCGAGUUCGUGCACCGGACGGAUGUCAAGGGGAAAGAAGAGGAGGUCAUGACCCCCGAAUACUACAACAAAUACAGCAAACACCUGGAGCUGGAGAGGAAACUUCUUGGACAUACGAUGAAACUAGACGAUAUCGUCGCCGUAUUGAGGGAUUACUAA